AUGGAGACACCAGAGCCGCAUACGGUUUCUCUCCCCAAUUGUCCAGAGAAGCAGCCCCCCGCAGAACCCCGCAAAAUUGUUGUGGAGUGGGUAGACAAAUUCCGCGCAUCACUGGCUCAGGCAAAUGUGUCCGAUUUGCAAAAGCUCUUUCUCACAGAUGCAUGGCUGCGCGAUAUGGUUGUUCUCUCGUGGGACCUUCGCACCAUCAACGGUGCUUACAAGGUAGCUGCGUACUUCCAAGAGAAUCUGGAGAGAGCAAAGUUCGAAGAAUUUCACCCUAGGGAAUCUGAGCGGUUCGAACCGCAGUUUAAAACAGUUGAACCGGGAUUGCAAUGGAUUGAGACUAUGUUCGAUUUUGAAACUGAGACGGGAAAAGGUUCUGGGAUGCUUAGGCUUGUCCGCGAUAGCGAUGAUAUUUGGAAGGCGUAUAUGCUCGGUUUCGUCCUGCAGGGGCUAAAGGGAUAUGAAGAAAUAUCUGGCCUCAAUCAUCCUAAUAAAAGAUCAGAUGCCAUCGUGGAUAAUCCUCGUCAGGAGAAGCGUUUCACAGAUAUUGAACCCACCGUUCUUGUCAUUGGAGCAGGACAGGCUGGGCUUAUGAUCGGUGCAAGGCUGGGUAAACUAGGUAUCCCGACCCUGAUCAUUGAGCGAAACUCCAGGGUCGGUGAUAACUGGCGCAAGCGAUACAGGACUCUGGUCACCCAUGACCCGGUUCAGUAUUCUCAAAUGCCAUAUCUUCCAUUUCCAUCCGGUUGGCCCAUCUAUACGCCCAAAGACAAGCUAGCAGAUUGGCUAGAAACAUAUGCCAGAGUGAUGGAGCUCAAUGUAUGGACCGGCACGGAGAUUGAAAAAAGCGAGUACGAUGAAAAGUCAAAGACGUGGUCGGUGAUAGUGCGUUCGAAUGAUGGUGUUACUCGCACCGUACAUCCACAUCACAUCGUCCUAGCCACCGGCCAUUCGGGAGAACCACUAAUGCCCAAUUUCCCCGGAAAAGAGAAGUUCAAGGGUGAAAUAUAUCAUAGCUCGCAAUAUAAAGAUGCCUCCGAGCACGCGGGCAUUAAGGGUAAGAAAGUUGUCGUCGUUGGUACUGGGAACAGCGGGCACGACAUUGCGCAAGACUUCUACGAGAACGGUGCAGAGGUAGCCAUGCUCCAGCGCCGCGGGACCUUCGUGAUCUCGCAGAAGCAUGGGGUAAGCGCGCUUGUGGCCGGUAUGUACGACGAAUCAGGCCCACCCACAGACGAAGCCGACACCUAUGUACAAAGCAUGCCUAUACCUGUACAGUUCGCCUUACACGUCUCUGUCGUGAAAAUGCUUCGCGAGGGUGCGGAUAAGGCGACGCUUGAGGGUCUAACGAGGGCUGGCUUUAAGCUUGAUGCUUGUCGUGAUGGUGCUGGGAUUUUUAAGAAAUAUUUUACUCGUGGAGGCGGGUAUUAUAUCGAUGUCGGAUGCAGCAAAUUGAUUGUCGACGGUAAAAUAAAGGUUAAACAGAGUGAUGGGGGAAUUGAACAGUUUGACUCUGAUGGCCUGGUGCUCGCCGACGGAAAGGGGACAAAACUUGCUGCUGAUAUCGUGGUGCUGGCCACAGGGUAUGAUAAUAUGAAGAGCACCGCGAGAAAAAUUAUGGGAGAUAAGGUUGCCGACAAGCUUUAUUCCUCGUGGGGUUUGGAUGAAGAAGGGGAACUCAAUGCAAUGUGGCGCUACAGUGGCCAUUCUAAUUUCUGGUAUAUGGGUGGAAAUCUAGCUCUUUGCCGCUUUUUUUCUCGGCUACUAGCCUUGCAAAUUCUCGGGGUGGAAAAAGGGUUAUAUGUCCCCCCGCAGGAGAAACAGUAAAUGCCGCACAUUUCUCAGAGACAAGUCACAUAUUCUCUGAUCUCAUGAUUGGGGAAGAAGCUAGCAUGAUAUUAACAGGAUUAUCGGAGCAAGAUUUCUAGGAAUGGGAAAACCCUAAGGAUACUAGUAUGAUAAAUGCCUGACAGAAAUUGGUCGGAAAACUAAGGCUUGAUACUAGUUGUGAUAAGGAAAGGAAUAAAGAAGUUGCAAUAUGAAAAAAAGAAUUGGAAAUAGU
This is a messenger RNA of Histoplasma capsulatum G186AR, 2065 nucleotides long. Its product is annotated as flavin-containing monooxygenase. The record is from RefSeq and is a predicted model, not a curated record. The transcript is spliced from 4 exons. Lineage: Eukaryota; Fungi; Ascomycota; Eurotiomycetes; Onygenales; Ajellomycetaceae. Gene Ontology annotation, molecular function: monooxygenase activity; flavin adenine dinucleotide binding. Bases 1 to 1830 code for a protein of 609 amino acids.